AAAUUAUUUCUGUAAUGAGUGAAAAUCUCAAUUUCAGAUUCUUUUAUAGUCAAUCAAUUUAAAUUGACGCAGAAUUGGUAGCACAUCUGUUGAAGGUGUUCAACAUCAUCGAUUAAUGUCCAGAAUCUCUACAUUGUCGAGCUCACCGAAUGUUUUUUAUUUUGUAUUGCAGAAUGAAAUGUCAGUUGUAUAGAGAAUUUGUAAUCUUCGCAAUAAAGUUUAGCAAGUAGCAACUGACCAGUAAAACGAGUGGAAAGAAUUAAUGCUGGCUCAGCAGUGAAGUGAAGCAAGGUUUUAUGAACGCUGCUGAACUAUCUUACUGAAUUACAAAUAAAAAUAUGUCAGCAAAGUGCUUGAGAAACUGGAGUGGUAGUUACAGAGCAUGACGGUUUGAUGUUCGUGCAUGUUGGAAAAACAUACUAUGCACUGGAGGCUAAGACCAUGGCCACCGACGAUUUUCUCCCGGGCCCACCGUCCUGGGAUUGCGACUGCUACAGCGGCGGACCACCAGAACCUCCGCCUCUGUUCCACCUUCCGCCGCCUCCUAAACCCCCCGGCAUCAACGGUCCUCUGGAACACAGUCUCGCGGAUGACUGCAACGGGCCUUGGACGUGUCCGGCGCUGGCCCUCGAAGCCGGCACCAGCUUUGGAUCCUCGCAAGAUGGAAGUCUGCCUCGUGCGUCACCGGAAGUGUCCAUGCCUGCUAUAAUCAUCAGCGCAUCGGUGCUGGGGCUCUUCUUCUUCAUAGCCGCGGUCAUAUUCGUCAGCAGAAUGUGGCGGUCCUACAAAGCUGCCUCCAAAAAAGCGAGCUGUGACCUCGACGCUGCAGAUCUUUACGAAGAUUUGCCUGUUGCACCGCCCCUGCUUCCGGGACCUCUUCACAUGGCGCACAAUAAUUGUCCUCAAGCGUUGCGGAUUAAGAACGAUGGCUUCGGCCAUCACAUGGGAGCACUUCCGCAGCUUCCUGAUAACCAGACGCACGUGUAUUCUCCGGAACCACGGACUGAAACCCCGUCAGAUCAUCUUUAUCAUCAUAUUUCAUCAGGGAGCGAAACUUUCAGCUUCAGCACCGGCGAGGCGCCUAGCAACGCUCUUCUCCCUCAAAACCUUCAUCUCAUUCACAACGAGGAAGACGAGGUUUGCUGCUCGUCCUCUGCCCACAGCUACAACAGCAGCGCAACGGGCACCCCAACCUCCUCCCCAACUCCUGCCCACUCGCAGAACCCCAGCGGUCGGUUUGUGCGCGGCGUCAACUUGAACGGACCUCCCAUCGUGUCCAUGUUACCUGGCUUCCCCUCCGGCCACUGCAGUGGGACUCGGCACAAACAUGUCAACGGCGGAGGCCAUCAUGUCGCUUCGCUGCUGCCAUCCUCUGUUUAUUCUAUCAAUCAUUGUCUAGACAAUCAGCAACACAAUCCUGCUGCCAACAAACAUUCCGACAAUAUGGUUCCGCUGGCACAAAUUUAUUCUCCCGGCAGCCACUUGUACGAAGCUGCAACGCUCAUAAGACCCAGCGGUGAUCAUACGGCUUCCAAUUGCUCCAUGGUGCAUUGGGGCAACGUGCCAGCUCCGUAUGUUGAUGCUCCCUAUCUAGCAAAGCCCACGAAGCAUUCCAAUAAUAAGCGCGACAACAAAAAUGUUCCGUUUGUACAUAAUACUAUGGCGCAUCCACUUGAAUAUGGGGCAAAGAACGUCGCUGUUCACCAUGGGUGCCCUAUGAGGCAGUACUCGCCUCAACAUGGCCCUGGUGUAAUUCAGUUCCAUCCAUUAAUGGUGCACGCACAUCAAACGCAUGUUCAUGAGUUUCCCCAACAAUAUUAUCUCCAGCACUCCAAUCAUUUACCUUUGCCGCUGAAUUCAUCCACCCUUAUGCCUAAUGCAAAGUUGGCUAAAUCUAUGUACGAUAUGGCGAGGUCCAAGGAUAUUACGCCUACCAACUCUGAUCCAAUCGACUCUCUUUAUAAUACGAGCCCUCACUCCGAUCUCGACCUAAUCGCGACAACAUGCUUUUCGACACAAGCAUCUUUACCCAAUCAAAAUGAAUACCAGACAGCAUUAGACGCUUAUAACCUUAAUGUUUUGCCUGGCCAGAGGCAUCGCCUUCCUGAAGACUCUCUGCAUGGGAUGGGCGUGAGUGACUCUUCCGGUUCGUCUCAUCCCUCGAGUUCUAAUGACGGAGCCGCCGUGACCGAGUCUAGUAGCCUCAAUUCCUCUGGCACGUCGUCAUCCACGCUUCCUUUAUCAACUCCUCUUAAUAAUACCAUGCGUAGAGACUUGCCUCCACUGCCGUCUAGAGCCGACAGGUACAGAAUUUAUGCCCAGAAUAACGAGGCAGGCUUCGCGAAUAGAUCGAAUACGUGUAGAAGAUCGGCGAAUAACAAUAGUGGCGAUUCUACUGCUAGUGAUAGUUCUAGAAAUUUUAAAAGUUGUGAUGACCUGAAAAAUGUCUCGACUGUUGACAAUUCUCGUGUGAGUCUUCGUCAAAAUGGGAAUGAAUGCGGAAGACGAGGUAUGGAUGACCCUAACGUAGCAAACAAUAAUUUAGUGAGUGAUGGCGCCGUACAAAUCGAUGCAUCUGACAACUGUUCUCUAGACGAGAUGGAACCAGAAAUUGUUCGAUCUUCUCGAGCAGGAUUUUUAAAAUCUUCAAAUAAUUCUAGGAAAUCGACCCCUAAAAAGAAGCGGCGUGGUCAUGUCGAUGAAGUUUCUGAAGAAUACGAGGAGGAUGUGCUUUAUGAUCAUUGUGGUGACACUUGAUUAUAGGUGAACAUAAGAACGAAAAUUCUUGAUUAAGUGUUCUAUCUACUCUUUCUGCUCACUCAGUGUUAAUCAAAUUGCAAUGUCAAAGUGUUGAAUGUAGCUCCAUGUUAGUGUUGGAAAUCAUGGUAUUUUAAAAUUUAAUUCUGUCAUGUACUGAUUACUAAAAGAAAACCUAUAGUCAACAUAUCACUAGGCUGUAGUUGACUCUUGCGAGACCGAAAAUAGGAGUGUAUGUAUAUUCUCAAAUUGCACAUUUUCUUAGUAAAUACUUGUACCAUUUGUUUGCGAGCCUUACGUUUUCUUGUGGGAACCGUAUCAUUUAUUUGGGCUUCAUUUGAAAUUUUUACAUUAUUUAAAAUUCGCGUUCUCCUUUCAAGGUUAAAAAAUGGUUACGAAGUAACUAUUUAUUCAACAUUAUCUGGCAAAUUUGAAAUAAAUUGUUUUCGUCUUCGUCAUUUUCCGUCUGCGGUAAUUUUUUUUCUGCGGGGAAGUUAUUUUUUUUUUGUUUUAGCGGAUAUACUUUCAUAACUUUUUGACUUCACUGUUUCGUUGCCAGCCCACGCAAUUUGAUAAAUUUAUCAGAUAUAUUGCGUUGGACCGAAAAUGGUGAGAAUAUUUGUGGUUUGAAUUUUAAUGUUUGUCUUGAAACGUUUUUCUUUACUCUAGUAUGUUACGUUCGACGUUAUUUGAGGGUUGUGUAUUGCUGUUGUUGUUGCUAGUCACUAGUUUGCUUGUUGGAUACUUCCAAAAUUUUUUAUAUUUUCUGCAGGUGACCAUCUAAUUCACAGAACGUGGUUCUGUGAUUUUCGAUCACACUGUAAAAAAUAUUCGUAUGUGACUACUUUCGGUGAGAGGUUCUCAUCCGGCUUUCUAAUAUAACCUUAAACUUUUAGCUUCAACUAAACGAUCGUCAUUUAUGAAACUGAUGAUCACGGAACUUCAAAUCUUUUUUUUUUGACAUCUUAUUUUCCUGGCUUUGUUUUCCAUGGAUAUCAGCUCUUGGUAGUAUUUUUUACCCGUCCAAUUGAUCGGCCUUAUGCCCAUUUGCUUGAGAAAUUUUUCAAACUCUCGCUUGAUUUUUGAUCUCAGUUUCGUGCCCUAAGUAAGUUCACGAUUUGUGUCUACAAGUGAUCGUUGCAUUACAAUGUUAUCUGUGUAUUUCAUUCAAGUAUUCAGCAAUUGGAUUUUUUUUCGCGGAAAAAGCUAUUUUUGUGAGAAAUAUUGAACGGUGAAAUAGGAAGAUUGUUCUUGAAUUCUAGAAUGUCCACCGUGCCGUUUUUUCAAAUAUUUAUUUUUUACAAAUUGGCGCUUGAUGGAAUUAUUUGUAUUAGUUCAGACUUAAUUCUUUUUGAACAUUUUUUCUUGGGUUCCUUCUGUAAUUUACGUAGUUCUUGAAAAUUUGUAGUUGUUAGGUUUUUAUGGGCCAUAUUUACGAAUGAUAUUAAGAUAUGACAAGUGAAAAUAAAAAAAACGUUCAUUUCCGGAAAUUAUCAUUUUAUUUUUUAUAUCCAUUGGAGAAUUAUAAAUAUUACUUAAAGAGGCAUUAGUUGUGUGACCUGACUUUUACAUUGAUCUUUUGAACAUAGGUAUUCGUAUAGCUGUUCGCAGUUCAUCCCAGUCAUCUGUGAGUGAUGAAUAAUUUGUAUAAUAAGUUCAUCCUUCUACUUGUUCUUGUUCUACUUGGAUAUAUUUUUCUUUGACAUCCAUAUUAAUCUCCUCACUCACGCACUUCUUUUAGAUAUGCCAAAAAUUAGCCGAUGCUGAUUUAGUGAAAUUCAAAAUUAAUGAUUUCAUGAUAGAUUCCCAGGAAAGUUAUUUAAGUCCAGUAGACGUACUUUUAUGAAGAAUUUUGUUCCCAGGACGGACAAGUUCUCAUCCUUGAUUUUGGCAAAUAUUAUGUCCAAGUCGCGCAUUUCAUGCGUUGGGCUAGAAUUUAGCGGCUACUUUAUUAAUUUAAUUGAAGUACCUAUGUAAAUUGUAAUACGUCAUUUAAUGCCACGCCAAUGUCCAUUGUUUCUGUAAGGAAUUUUAUCUACUGAAUUGUAUUUGUGGGAUGUGUCCAUGUAGGGAAAUAUCAACCAAGUUUUUGUCUGUGAUUCCCGCUUGGUUGACGCUUGGCUUGAGUGCGCGAAGUUCGUCCGUUUUUAGCAACCAAUUGCCAACCAUGUUAAUCCGAUCCGUUUUCCGCAUCAAAGUUCAUAUAGACAAGUUCCCAUGAAUUUUAAGGUAAUGUGUUAUAUUUUAUUUUUGUUCUGUGAUAUUUGUAAAUUUACAUACUUUUCUAAUAUUUUAAUACAUAUACAAGUCUUACGUGCUCAUU
Messenger RNA from Hyalella azteca, 5080 nucleotides. RefSeq lists its product as uncharacterized. The record is from RefSeq and is a predicted model, not a curated record. Bases 394 to 2757 code for a protein of 787 amino acids. The transcript is spliced from 4 exons. NCBI's taxonomy places the organism in Eukaryota, Metazoa, Arthropoda, Malacostraca, Amphipoda, Hyalellidae.